Varroa destructor (honeybee mite) is the source of this 1340-nucleotide messenger RNA. RefSeq lists its product as uncharacterized. Gene Ontology annotation, molecular function: DNA-binding transcription factor activity, RNA polymerase II-specific; RNA polymerase II cis-regulatory region sequence-specific DNA binding. The record is from RefSeq and is a predicted model, not a curated record. Gene Ontology annotation, cellular component: nucleus. Gene Ontology annotation, biological process: regulation of DNA-templated transcription. Lineage: Eukaryota; Metazoa; Arthropoda; Arachnida; Mesostigmata; Varroidae.
AAUGCUACGAGGCGAUGUCCCCUAGGCAGAGACGCUGAGCGAACGUCGCUAUGUCAGCCGAAUUCAAACAGCUAAACAGCUUAUCAAGAGAUCGGGACUCCUUAGAAGGUGAAUCAGUCUCCACGUUGAUAAGUGAUGUCCAGAAGGCAUUAGAAGAAGGGUUUCUAGACGAUGCUAUGUCGCUAGCAUAAAAUAGAAAUUAUUGCCAACCUCUUGACAGAGACAAACAUGUUCUACUUGGGCAGAGAGGGAAAGGGAGCCGACGCAGAAUCUCCGCGAACGCCGAUGUCAUUGCGAACAACGUUCUCGAAAAAACGCAAGUCAGAUCAAGACUUCUUCACAGCAGCACCAGUAUUAGGGCCGAACAUGACUGGCAAUACGGAGCACGAUUUUCUGCAUGAUGACCUCGAUAUCUAUGAGCACCAUGCCAAUGAGCAUGGGUGUCGUCAGUCCGGUGGGCACAUCCUUCCGGGAAUCGACGAAGUUAGCCCAGUGGUACCGAUGGCGCUGGAUACCUGCUUAGAAUCAGCUGUAGGGAAUAGUUCGCUUCCCGCUGGAGGAAGCGCAUUGCAAAGUGGAACCAGUCAGCAGCUGUUGGAUAACCGCACCUGUCCGAUCUGUCUAAAGCGGUGCCUUCGGCCAGCACAUAUGCGAAUACACAUGAGAACGCAUACGAACGAAAAGCCCUAUAUGUGCCCACAUUGUGGUUACCGAGCCGCUCAAAAAAGUAACCUAAAAACUCAUAUUCUUGCCAGACACUGGUCCGUUAAUAAGCAACAUCGGCCAGAAUCAACACAAUAGUAGCAAGGCUUAUAUAUUUACUGAUUAUAGAUGGAUCUAAGUGUACGUAGAAACGUAUAAGUGUGUAUAAAUUUUAUGACUGCGUGUAUGGCUGCAGACCGCCUUAGUUUACAGCGGAGACCCACCCUUUGAUUUCCCACUAAAGUAGUUGAAUCUGUAGAAGCUACCGUAGGAAAACAACAUUAUAUGUAUGUCGACGAUACUCUAAGGCAAUAGCUAGAGGAGUGGCUAAAAGUGGUGUAUAGUAACAUCGUUGUAUAUUUAAAUAACCAAGAAUAGGUCCAUAAAUAGUACAUUAUAUUUUUGGUUUAGUCAUACGCAGUUUUUUAAUUGAAAUUCUGUGUAAUGGGGCUACAGUUCAUUUGUUUUUUAUGAUGCUUUUAUCUAAGGUAUGUAUAAAAAGCUGUAAUGUUUUAAAUUCGUUAUGUUAUUUUGCAUUCAAGACAUGUCAAUAAAAACGAAAUGCCAUUUAUUACAAUUUGUGAUGUUCUCGUUUACGCGACACUAUUCUGCUGACAAAACACUGAUAAUGUUCACUU